Naumovozyma castellii is the source of this 2922-nucleotide messenger RNA. It is a transcript of the gene VID30, whose product is annotated as glucose-induced degradation complex subunit VID30. The coding region runs from base 1 to 2922 and encodes 973 amino acids. The transcript has a single exon. Lineage: Eukaryota; Fungi; Ascomycota; Saccharomycetes; Saccharomycetales; Saccharomycetaceae. The record is from RefSeq and is a predicted model, not a curated record.
AUGUCUUCAUACUCAGAUCAAAUCGAUAGACAGUUUAUUAAGAGCUUAUAUCCGGAAUAUCUGCUGCACCAGCCUAUUGCCUACGAAUUAAAAGCUUUAUACAAUCAACAUCGGAAGUUAUUCUCUAAAUUAAGUGAAAGUGAACAUCUAGACCCCUCUAAUAGACCUAAAUCAGGAUUGUCGAAGGGAGCUGAGCAUUUUGAUGAAACUUAUCGGAAUGUAAGUAUUGAAUCUUCCAACACUAGUGGAGGCGACAAAUUACCUUUUCAUAUAAAGAAGGAAAUAUGGCAUAAAUUGAUGGAAUUAGGUGUUCUGGGAACCAUUUCCUUUGAAUCUGCAAAUGAUAAUUAUUUAAUUCAAGUAUACAAACUUUUCUAUCCUGGUACGAGUGUAAAAUCACUGUAUUACCGAGGUAAUUCGACCGCCAGUUCUGGUUCCUCUGCUUUAUCAGAUGUGAACAGUCAGCAUGUUAGUAAUAGCUCAUGGAAUCCCCUAAUGAGACAAAGCACACUUGCAUCGGCAAGGUCAGGUGGUAUUGAUAAUGAUCCAAUGGAUGUGGACGAAGAGAAUCCAUUCCCAUUCACGUCUGAGAGCGAGGAUGAUGGAGUAAACUUUAAUGAAAAUGAACCCAGCGAAGGAGAGGAAGUUCAAACUAAUACAAGUGAAUUGGAAGAAGGAGAUGGAAGUGAUGAGGAUGAAAGUGAUGACAGAGAAAGUGCUAUGGUGAGCGAAAACGACUCCGAUAUUACGUCAAGAAUAUUAAAUGCACAUCAUCGGCUUCAUUCUGCAAGAGAAAAAACUGAUUUGGUAAACAAGAAGAAAUCAGCUUCUGCCAACCCCCCUGGUCUAGUGAAAUUUUAUUCUUAUUCUGGCUCUCAUGAAAAGCCUUUAAAAUUGAAAAAAAAUGGUGUAGCGCCUGAUAUAUAUCGCAUCAUUGGUUAUUUUUUACCUAAUCAGUGGAACCCUCCUCCAAAUAACAGUCUCUCUGUGACUUCAGAUGGUGUUAUGAAUUUAGCUCCUAACCCAAAUUAUCAGAAAACUGUCACUGAAGAAUCCACAACAGGAAGUGGGACACCGGCAAGCAUUGUAAGAAAUAGAUUAAGGAAUACGAUUACAGGAAAUUUACAGAGUGGUAACAGAAGUAAAUCUGAUUAUCUUACAGCAUGUGCCAACAAUGUCAUUCCAAGUUCUAAAGUCUCGAUAUUUUAUUAUGAAAUUAGAGUGUUAACUGUAACCAGUUCUUUGAAUGCACAAAAUAGUAACAUUAUUGUGGGAUUUAAGUAUGCACCCCCAUCGAGGGAAAGUUCAAAUUCUGUUUUUGAUUCUAUACCUAGUAGACCUACUAGUAAUAGAACUAGAAGUGAUCCUAGUAGCCGUAAUAAUGAAGCUAGUGUUCGUACCGGCAGUCGUGGGUCCCAGUUAUCUCCUAAUGAAUCUCAUGACGAUGAUGACGAUGAUGGUAAUGAUGACGAUGAUCUCGAUGAUGACAGCGACGAUGGUAAUGACAUAGAAGGUUUAGGUGAGGAAAAUGUUGAUACUGCCACAAUAAAUGCAUUAAUUGUAGGAGCCCUUGGUGGCGUUGUUAAUGCUGAUGGAGAUGAUAGCAAUACGAACUUGGGUAUGGGAAUUGAUAAAUCCCGUGGUAACAAGGAUGGUUUAGAAGAUGGAUUCUUUGGGUAUUGUGGGGAUGAUGGGUUUAUCUGUGUUGGAACAGAAAGCAAAAAAUAUUCACAAAUGUUUGGACGUGAUGAUAUUAUUGGUUGUGGUAUAAAUUAUAUUGAUGGUACAAUUUUUUUUACCAAGAAUGGUGUCUUUUUGGGGACAGCAUUUACCAAUGUUUACGAUUUGAAUGUUGUUCCCUCCAUUGCAUUAAAACCUGGAAAUUCAGUGAGAACCAAUUUUGGUAUUUAUGAAGAAUUUGUAUUUGACAUUGGUAACUAUCAAAACAAUUGGAAAAAUAAAAGUUUGAAUAAGAUUUUUAAAUCGUUGGACUAUGAUUUUGAUUGCAAAGAUGGAAAUACUACAGAAAAUAAUCAAAAGGCAUCAUUUUUAUUAGGGAAGGAUGAUCGAAUCGAUGAUAUGAAUAUAAAGAAACCCAAUUCGAUACGACUUAACGAUUUAAAUGUGAAUAAUGAUUCUAUUCCUAAUACAUUGAAUGUAAUGAUUAAUGAUUAUCUACUUCAUGAGGGGAUGGUUGAUCUAGCCAAGAGUUUUUUGAAAGAUCUGAGAAAUGAUUGCAUUGAAGACGAUAUAGGUGAUAAUGUUGGUAACGCCAAUAUGAAUGACAUGAAACAAGUAAUUGAUUACAAUGAUAAACAAAUUCAAAAAGAGGAGACACUAGUUUAUAUAAGGCAAGAGAUCCGUAGAUUAGUCCUGGAAAGAAAUAUUGAGGAAUGUAUCAAAUGGAUUAAUUUACAAUUACCAGGGUUAUUAGAAUCGGAUAUGGAGUUAUUAUUUGAAAUGAAACUUUGUCAAUAUUUGAUUACGAUAAUUGAAAGCUCCAAGACAAAAGAUGAUAAAUGCAUAAACGAUUUACUUAGAACUGGUCAAGGACUAUACAAUCAAUUUGUAUAUAAUGAACAGAUUGAUGGUGCGUUAAGAGAGAGUUUUCAAUUCCAAUUGAACAAUGUAUCAUCUUUACUAGCAUAUGAUGACCCAAUCAAUGAAGUUACUGGAGAUUUGUCGAUCUACGUAUCUAAUGAAUACUUGGAAGGUCGUUUAUUUCAAAUUAUCAAUUCUAAAGUGCUUCAAUUUUUGAACAAGAGAAGUGAUUGUUCCUUGGAAGAUAUGGUAGUUUAUACUAGAGCCAUGCUUUCCACGAUGAUGAACUAUAAGGUUGGGGGAGAAAUUAUUGAUAAGAAUGGUGGGGAAUGCAGAUAUUACAAGGCCAUUAACAUUGACGAGGAUUUCUUAAAUUUAUAA